Nematostella vectensis (starlet sea anemone) is the source of this 668-nucleotide messenger RNA. RefSeq lists its product as uncharacterized. The transcript is spliced from 6 exons. The coding region runs from base 318 to 638 and encodes 106 amino acids. NCBI's taxonomy places the organism in Eukaryota, Metazoa, Cnidaria, Anthozoa, Actiniaria, Edwardsiidae. The record is from RefSeq and is a predicted model, not a curated record.
CAUACACAGCCAUCCACGCCAUACACAGCCAUCCACGCCAUACACAGCUAUCCACACCAUACACAGCCAUCCACACCAUACACAGCUAUCCACACUAUACAAGGGAGGAAAAAACCGUGAGAGAGGCCCUCAAGAAGGCAGGUGCCACUGGGUCAAAGAAGGGCUGGUUUUUUUCUGGCGAAAGUGUCCUCUCCUUACUCUUCUCGCAGAAGAGGGCGGGGCCAAACAAGAACGUAAAACAACUAAAUGGUGUUAGUUUGCCCUACGAGUGUCUGGAGAAGGAUACACGAAAAUCGUUCGAGGAUCUUGGAAAUCGAAUGGCACAAGACAAGGCAAAGGGCAAACAGGCAACAGCCAAUGCAACGCAAACUCGACUAGAGCCUUUCCUGGGAGCUGCGGGUGCUGCCGCAGGAUCGCAACAGAAACGGAAAACAUCAGAAAAAUCAGGGCGAAAAGUCAAAGUAAGCAAGAGUAAGGGAAUCAAAACAUCCAAGAAUCUGUGCAACCUGUGUAAUAGGAGAACACAAUCCAACAUGGUUUUGUGUUCAUCGUGCCAGCAAUGGCAGCAUAGAGGCUGCGCGAAAAUAAGUCUCUCUGACUACACAUCCAACUGGCGCUGCGUCUUUUGUAACAACUGAUUCUUAUACACUGUCUUCUUGAGUUACAGA